AUGAAGACAGCUCAAGCUCUGCAGAGAAUGUGGUCACAUGCAGUCAAAAAGUUGGGGAUUUUGAAAGGGCACGCCCCAGGCAUGGAAGAGCUGAUAUGGGAACAGUACACUGUGACCUUACAAAAGGAUUCGAAACGAGGAUUUGGGAUUGCAGUUUCUGGUGGCAGAGAUAACCCUCAUUUUGAAAAUGGUGAAACAUCGAUAGUCAUUUCGGAUGUUCUUUCGGGUGGUCCAGCAGAUGGAUUACUUCAAGAAAAUGAUCGAGUGGUCAUAGUCAAUGGAACCCCAAUGGAAAAUGUUCUACAUUCUUUUGCAGUUCAACAGCUUAGGAAAAGUGGAAAAGUGGCCACCAUUGUAGUGAAAAGACCAAGAAAAGUGCAGGCUGCUGCGUUGAAGAGGAGCCCCUCCCUUGACUAUGAGGACAGAGCUUUAGAUGUAAUGGAUGACCAUGCAGAAUUUGAUGGCAAAAGUGCUCGAAGUGGCUAUAGCGAGAGAAGCUGGCACAGUGGUAAUGGAGGGCGCAGCCAAAGCUGGGGAAACAGCCUGGAUCAGAGCUACAGAGAUGAGCAGGACAGAGGGCGUAACCAAAGCAGAGACCACGACAGGGAAUGCAGCUAUGGCCGUGAUCGAAGUCGUGGUAGAAGCGUUGACAGGAGCUUGGAUCGAGACUAUAGAAGAGAUCGGAGCAGGGGAAGGAGCAUCGACAGGGAUGGUGGCUAUGAACGGGACUACAGAGGAGACUACAGCCCACCCAGUUAUAGUCAUGGUUUUCAACCUGAUCCUAGAUAUGGGAGGGAAGUGAGGAGUCGCAGUCGGGACAGGCUUCAUUCCCGAACUCCUUCGCCUGAAAUGCACCAUCAGCAUGAGUACUUAGGACCGCAGGACCACAAUGCACCGAUCAGUGUUCUCCUAACAAAAGGCAGACAUAAUGAAGAAUAUGGACUCCGUCUUGGAAGUCAGAUCUUCAUAAAAGAAAUGACCCGUACUGGCCUAGCAACCAAAGAUGGCAACCUUCAUGAAGGAGAUAUCAUUCUCAAGAUCAAUGGUACAGUGACAGAGAACAUGUCUUUAGCUGAUGCCCGAAAAUUGAUCGAGAAAUCGCGGGGGAAACUCCAGCUGGUUGUUCUCAGGGACCGAAAGCAGACACUGCUCAACAUUCCUUCAUUGAACGACAGCGACUCAGAAAUGGAUGACAUUUCUGAAAUAGAGUCAAACAGAUCAUUCUCCCCUCAAGAUGACAGAUUACAUCAUUCUGAUCUAGAUUCACAUUCAUCCAACGAAAAGCUGAAAGAGAAACCAAAUACAAAAGAUGAUCCAUCCAGUAGGAUGUCCAGGAUGGGAGCAACACCUACACCAUUCAAAUCAACUGGUGGCAUUGUUACUCCUGCUGUUACAGUUGUAGACACAAACAAAGAACCCAAGUACCAAGAUGACCCAGCAGUGUCUCAACCAAAAGCAGUUACACAAACAAUUCUUAAGCCCAGCCCGGAAGAUGAAGCAAUAUAUGGUCCUAAUACGAAAAUGGUGAGAUUCAAGAAAGGGGAUAGCGUGGGUCUACGACUGGCUGGUGGAAAUGAUGUAGGGAUAUUUAUUGCUGGAAUUCAAGAAGGCACCUCAGCUGAUCAGGAAGGACUGCAGGAAGGAGAUCAGAUUCUUAAG
Molecule: messenger RNA, 1659 nt
Organism: Acanthisitta chloris (rifleman)
Lineage: Eukaryota; Metazoa; Chordata; Aves; Passeriformes; Acanthisittidae
Product: tight junction protein ZO-2-like
Exons: 11
Biological process (GO): positive regulation of blood-brain barrier permeability; cell-cell junction organization; cell-cell adhesion
Cellular component (GO): bicellular tight junction; plasma membrane
Molecular function (GO): cell adhesion molecule binding
Source: RefSeq, a predicted model, not a curated record